GUGUGUGUCUGUGUUUUCACUAGCACACUUGAUCAGAGCGCGCACGGAGGACGAGAGGAAGAAGCCUGCAGUGUGCACUCAUGGACUAAUAUCCAGCUGGAGCAGUCAAUACAGUUGGAAAUACCUCCAUGACAGACUUAAAGGACUCUUACAUAACGAGAACAUGUGAACUUCACGCAGCUCUCGUGGUUGGCCUACCAACAAUCUCGCUUUCGAUGAUUUUAAUGACCCUCUUCCUCGUCUUCAUCCUAGGAUUUUGGAAUAAGCCAGCCAAGCUAAAAUCAAAGAGAACUGGAAGAUGUGCUUGUAACCCUUGGUGUUUUGAGAAUCACAUGGAAUGCCUUUUGAACUCAGAGGUUUGGAAUUCUAUCUUAAUUCUGAGCUGUCUAAGUGCUCUAUUGCCCGUGGCUGAAGGUCAUGCAAUGCAGGCACUGAAAGACCUCCAGAACGCACUCCGAGACAAAGAGACAAAGCUUUUAUUCCAACGUUCUAAUGCAAGUUUGUAUACACCAAAUACAGAUGAUAUCGAGAAUUGCACAUUUAAGUUUUUCGACUGUUUCCUGAUGGAGAUGAACGUUCUCUUGUAUGAAGAAGACCCAGAAAAUGUAUACAAGGGGCUGAUAAAUACAACUUUAGAAGAAUAUAACAAAAAUAAGUGUUCCGAACGAUAUCCUUGUGAACUACUAGAACUCACCAACCCCAGGGAGUUCUUUGACAGGAUGACGAACUUUCUUGAGAAACAGUAUGCUCUUUGCAGCCAACCAUCUACUAUAACAUGUGAUUAAAAUCAUACUUUAUUUCCCUUAAAGCAUGUACAAUAAGCUCAUUUAUCUAUUAUCAUUUUAAAUUAUACUAGACUUUUUUUUGUUAUUAAUAUUUAUAUCACAUCAGUCUGAAAGUGUCACUAUAUUAAAGCUGUAAGAAUGUUUUAUGAAUGAUUGUUUAACUGUGAA
Sinocyclocheilus grahami is the source of this 953-nucleotide messenger RNA. RefSeq lists its product as uncharacterized. Gene Ontology annotation, biological process: positive regulation of cytokine production; positive regulation of T cell proliferation; immune response. The transcript has 6 exons. The record is from RefSeq and is a predicted model, not a curated record. The coding region runs from base 129 to 785 and encodes 218 amino acids. Gene Ontology annotation, cellular component: extracellular region. Gene Ontology annotation, molecular function: cytokine receptor binding; cytokine activity. NCBI's taxonomy places the organism in Eukaryota, Metazoa, Chordata, Actinopteri, Cypriniformes, Cyprinidae.